AGGAGAGAGUGCAAGGGUACAGCAGUGUUUUCCUUGAGCUGGGUAAGUGCAGGCGGAACGUUGAUGGCGGCUUUUGGAUUGGUGGGUAACGAUGACGGAGACGACGACCGCAGUAAUGGCAGUAGUGGCCAGAACAAUAACCAUCCAAGUUCUAUAACCUGCAGUGGUUCUAAUAGUAAAGAUUGUUCGACCCCGUCCGACGGCAAGAUGGUGAGAAAGAGAAUGGCUUCUGAGAUGGGAGUGCAUAAUCCUGAGUACCAAAGGAUUUCUCGCCGUAGUUCUUUUCUGUUGCCGGCGUCAUCAAUCGACGGCAACGAGAAAAGUCCAACUCCAAAUUCAUCCUCCAACUACUCCACUAUGAAUAUCAUGAAUAUGGGUUUUAAUCCAUCUUGCACCUUGACGUCAGGAUCUGCUUCUUUAUCUACUAAUUGCAAUAAUACAACCAACUUUACUUGCUUAGAUUCUCUCUCCGACUCUCCUCAGAUCCCUUCCGUUUGUGGCUUCUCCGGUUUGCCUCUUUUCCCUCCUGAAAAAAACCCAAACAGUUCGGCUACAGCCAGUGUUGUCUCCAACACCUCCGCUGCGCCUCUGAUCUCAGUCCCCACCGCCAUGGAAGAUGCAUCUGCAACCGCGUGGAUCGACAGCAUCAUAAAAGACCUUCUGCACAGCUCCACCACCGUCUCUAUUCCCCAGCUCAUCCAGAACGUAAGGGAGAUAAUCUACCCUUGCAACCCCAACCUGGCUGCCCUCUUUGAGUACAGGCUACGCUCUCUAAUCGAUCCUUUGGAUAGGAGAAGGAAGGAGACGUUUCCUCUACAGCCACCUGUGGGUUCGCUGUAUCGGCCGCCGGCCUACGCCCAUCAACAGCAACAGAGCUCUGGUAUUUUCGACAACGUACCCAAUUUCACCCUACCUGAUUCUUCUGCUAUGUUGAAUCAGUACUCCAGCUGGGGAUUAUCCCCGGCAUUUCCUAUCCAUUCUGGAACUGAUGCCAACAAUCAACAAUACCCUCGUCCUCAAAUAAUUACUACAAGCGGUGCUUCUUCAGCUUUGUAUACGCCAGGUUUGUCUUUAAAUCAGGCAGUUCCUCAGCCUGUGCCUGUAGAAAUCCAGCCUCAGACACGAAGACAGGCUCAGGUUCAGCCUCAGGAACAAGAACCGGAACAAGAAAAUUCUUCACCCGCAGAAACAGUCAGCAGCACGCCACCGACAACAUCGAAGCCCACAUCUGCUACAACAGCAACUGUUAAAAUAGACAAAAAAGAAGAGCUGCGCCAACAGAAGCGAGACGAAGAAGGGCUACACCUUUUAACCUUGCUGUUGCAGUGCGCGGAAGCCGUCUCGGCCGAAAACUUGGAGGAAGCAAACAGGAUGCUGCUUGAGAUCUCCGAACUCUCCACACCGUAUGGGACGUCGGCCCAACGGGUGGCGGCAUACUUUUCGGAAGCAAUGUCGGCUAGACUUGUGAGCUCCUGUCUAGGAAUAUACGCGGCGCUACCAUCCAUAUCCAUGCCUCAGACCCAUGCCCACAAGAUGGUGUCCGCCUUCCAGGUGUUCAAUGGAAUCAGUCCCUUCGUCAAGUUCUCGCAUUUUACGGCCAACCAGGCCAUACAGGAGGCGUUCGAGAGGGAGGAGAGGGUUCACAUCAUUGAUUUAGAUAUCAUGCAAGGCCUUCAAUGGCCAGGCCUCUUUCACAUCCUAGCUUCCAGGCCUGGAGGACCUCCCUACGUCCGACUCACAGGGCUGGGAACCUCCAUGGAAGCUCUGGAGGCCACCGGAAAACGCCUCUCGGAUUUCGCUCACAAACUAGGCCUUCCCUUCGAGUUCUGUCCCGUGGCUGAAAAAGUAGGCAACUUAGACCCUGACAGACUCAACAUCAGCAAGACGGAGGCUGUUGCCGUUCACUGGCUCCAGCAUUCGCUUUACGAUGUCACGGGUUCUGAUACCAAUACCCUCUGGUUAUUGCAGAGAUUAGCGCCGAAAGUUGUGACAGUAGUAGAACAAGACCUGAGCCAUGCGGGACCAUUCCUGGGGAGGUUCGUGGAAGCCAUACACUACUACUCAGCGCUGUUCGACUCCCUGGGUGCAAGCUACGGAGAAGAAAGCGAGGAGAGGCACGUGGUGGAGCAGCAGCUGCUGUCUAGAGAGAUAAGGAACGUGCUGGCGGUGGGGGGACCGUCGAGGAGUGGAGAAAUGAAAUUUCAUAACUGGAGAGAGAAGUUGCAGCAGUGUGGGUUCAAGGGAAUAUCACUUGCAGGGAAUGCAGCCACGCAGGCUACCCUACUGUUGGGCAUGUUCCCUUCCGACGGGUACACUUUGGUGGAAGACAAUGGAACCCUGAAACUUGGCUGGAAGGAUCUUUGUUUGCUUACUGCUUCUGCUUGGAGACCCUUUCAUGCUAAUCCCACCCCUCAUAAUUCCCGUAAUUAGUUUUUUUGUUUUCGUUUUUGUUUUUGUUUUUUUUUUCUCUGUUAAUUGCUAAUUAAUCAAAUUAUUAUUACAUUCUCUUUAAAUCACUACUCUCAAUUCUCUUGUUCAAAGUUUUGACACUUCAAAAUUGUUU
Molecule: messenger RNA, 2563 nt
Organism: Carica papaya (papaya)
Lineage: Eukaryota; Viridiplantae; Streptophyta; Magnoliopsida; Brassicales; Caricaceae
Gene: SCR
Product: GRAS family transcription factor
Source: RefSeq, a predicted model, not a curated record